AUGUCGAAGGGGCCGGAGGAGGUGAACCGGCUCACCGAGAGCACCUACCGGAAUGUUAUGGAACAGUUCAAUCCGCGGCUACGAAAUUUAAUAAACCUAGGAAAAAAUUAUGAAAAAGCUGUUAAUGCUAUGAUCCUGGCGGGGAAAGCCUACUUCGAUGGAGUGGCCAAGAUUGGUGAGAUUGCCACGGGGUCCCCUGUGUCGACAGAGCUGGGCCACGUUCUCAUAGAGAUUUCAAGUACCCACCAGAAACUUGACGAGAGUUUUAGAGAAAAUUUCAAAACAUUCCACAAAGAGAUUAUACAUGAGCUGGAGAAGAAGACAGAACUUGACAUAAAAUACAUGACCGCCACUCUCAAAAGAUACCAAACAGAGCACAGGAAUAAAUUAGAUUCUUUGGAGAAAUCUCAAGCUGAAUUGAAGAAGAUCAGAAGGAAAAGUCAAGGAGGACGAAAUGCACUCAAAUAUGAACACAAAGAAAUUGAGUACAUAGAAACGGUCACCUCUCGCCAGAGCGAGAUCCAGAGGUUCAUCGCGGAGGGCUGCAGAGAGGCGCUCCUGGAGGAGAAGAGGCGCUUCUGCUUCCUGGUGGACAAGCACUGCAGCUUCGCCAGCCUCACGCAGCACUACCACCAGCAGUCGGCAGAAUUACUGAAUUCCAAACUGCUGAGGUGGCAGAAAACCUGUGGUGAUGCCACCAAAGUGCCAGACGAGAUCAUCAACAUGAUAGAAGAAAUAAAGACCCCUGCCUCCACCCCCACGUCCUGGACGCCGCAGCCUUCGCCAAUGGUCGAGAGAAGCAGCAUGGCUGGGAAAGAGUAUGACACCCUUUCUCAGUACCCAUCCAAGGUGCCCCCGGCUCCUUCCGGCAGAGUGACCGCCAGCCCUUUGAUUGAUAUGUUCAAUAACCCAGCGACAGCUGCACAGAAUUCAGCGUCUUCGGAGGAUCCCAGUUUACAGCGAUCGGUGUCUGUUGCAACGGGACUGAACAUGAUGAAAAGGCAGAAAGUGAAAACCAUCUUCCCGCACACCGCCGGCACCAACCAGCUCGGCUUCGCGCAGGGAGACGUCAUCACGCUGCUUGUCGCCGAGGAGAAGGACGGCUGGCUUUACGGGGAGCACGACACCUCCAAAGCGAGGGGCUGGUUCCCGUCGUCGUACACGAGGCUGCUGGAAGAGAACGCGCAGGAGGCAGUGAGUGUGCCCUCGCCGAGCCCUGCGCCCGUGAGGAGCAUGAGCACCAUGGACUUGUCAGAGAAGAGCUGUGCUGCCGUCCCCAUCCCCCCUCCGGAUUACCUGGAGUGCCUGUCCAUGCGAGCGGCCGCAGACAAGGGAGCCGAUGUUCCCAAGCCCGCCUCUGCCUUUAAAGCCCCGGCGUCCGGACCAGAAACCACGUCUCUUAGUAAUACAAACGGGACUGCAAAGCAUCCUUUCCUCAGUGGAGAAAACCCUUUUGCUACUGUGAAACUCCGACCAACAGUGACAAACGAUCGGUCAGCACCAAUCAUUCGAUGA
This is a messenger RNA of Pipistrellus nathusii (Nathusius's pipistrelle), 1515 nucleotides long. Lineage: Eukaryota; Metazoa; Chordata; Mammalia; Chiroptera; Vespertilionidae. The record is from the annotation of a GenBank genome assembly.